AUCCUCGUCAUCAUCGUCAAUCGGUCGGUGACGUCACGUCCUGAUGGAGCUCAGAGGGCCUGUGAGGCUCCUCCCUGUCCCGCUGACAUCAGCCGCAGCUCGGCUUCUCUCCUCCAGGAGGAGCCGCUGGAUCCGCUCACUCUCGGCCGGGCAGCUCGACGCGAAGUACGGCACCGCGGCUCCGCUCUCACCGCUCCGUUCAUGGGACUCACGGAGGUCCGUGCUCCGCCAGAGACAACGUCGUCCAUGAUCAGUCAGAGACUAAAGCUGCUGCGGUCUCUGUCUGUGGUGAGGACCACCCAGAGUUUACGCCUGACCUCUCCUGACCUCUCUCCUCCCACUCCUGUAAAUAAAUGACAUCCAGACGUGGAGGCUGCAGAGCGCGCUCACACGAGUCCAACCAACACGAACCAUGGGACGGGAUCCUGAAUAAUUGUUGGACUGCACCUUUACAGAUGACGGGAGGCCGCCGCUGACGUCACUCACUGCUGUAGCCUGAACACAACCACGCCUCCGACAUGGCCGCCCAUCGAAUCCGGGCCACCGCCAACAACAACAACGUCUCUCUGCCUCGCUGCAGGUCCGAGGGAACGCUCAUCGACCUCGGCGAGGGCGUGUCGGAGGCCACGCUCACCGAGGUCAAAGUGCCUUCUCCCAGUACCUUACGACUCGACGCCACAGCCUCAUUUGGAGCCGCCAGGGAAGUCAUCGCCAUCAAGGACUACUGUCCGUCCAGCUUCACCACGCUGAAGUUCUCCAAAGGCGACCGCCUCUACGUUCUGGACUCGUCAGGCUCCGAGUGGUGGUACGCCCACAACAACACGGAGAUGGGCUACAUCCCCGCGGCGUACGUUCAGCCCAUCAACUUCAGAGACUCGUCCCUCAGUGACAGCGGGAUGAUCGAUACAGUCGGAGAUUGCAACGAGGAGGCGGCCAAAGAACUGGAUCUUUUAGGGGAGUGGGCUGGAGUGAUCCUGAAACCAACUUCCUACCAAAAUGGAAACCCCUUUGCAGGAACCCAUACCUCAACAAACCCUUUCCUGAACGGUGUUCCUCAGAGCUCACUCGAUCAGAACAGUAAUGAGAAACCGGUCGACCUCCUCCUGUUUGACUCGCUCACUCCAGCAGCGUCCGACUCCGCCAGCAGCUCUGCCGACAUCAACGGCUUCAGCAGUAGCGCUUAUAACCUGAACCCUCUCAGUCCCUUGGACGGCGUGGGUCAAACAUUGCGCAGGGACAACCCCUUUUUCAGAAGCAAGCGGUCCUACAGUCUGUCGGAGUUGUCCAUCCUGCAGGCUCAGUCCGACACCCCUCAGGUCUCUUCCGGUUUCUUUGGAGGCCUGAAAGCGCCAGCGCCAGAGCAGUUCCAGAGCAGGGAGGACUUCAGGACAGCAUGGCUCACUCACCGCAAGCUGGCUAGGUCCUGCCAUGACUUGGACUCCUUGGGUCAGAGUCCAGGCUGGGGCCAGACGCAGCCGGUGGAGACCAACAUCGUCUGUCGUCUGGACGGCUCAGGGGGAGCCGUCCAGCUCCCAGACACUAACAUCAGCAUCCACGUCCCCGAGGGCCACGUGGGUCCAGGAGACACACAGCAGAUCUCUCUCAAAGCUCUGCUCGACCCACCGCUGGAGCUGAACAAUGACCGCUGCACCACCGUCAGCCCCGUGGUGGAGAUCAAGCUCAGCAACAUGGAGACUAAAACCACGGUUACCCUGGAGAUGAAAGUUUCUGUGGUGGUGAAAACAGAGAACAGAGCGACAUCAGAGGUGUUGUGUGUCAGGAGCGACUGUAAGGAAGGUCCGUACACUCCCGUUCCUCAGGCCUACAUGUACGGGGACACAGUCCAGGUGUGUCUGGACAACCUGGAGCCCUGCAUGUACGUGUGCGUCGUGGCUCAGUCCCAGUCCCAUUCUGUUUCUCCACAGUCCACUGUUUGGGAGCAGGUGGUGAAGAAGAUAACUUUAGGAGUGUAUGGUCCGAAACAUAUUCACCCAUCCUUCAAGACCGUGGUCGCCAUAUUUGGUCACGAAUGUGCCCCAAAGACACUGUUGGUGAAUGAGGUUGGUAAACAGGCGCAGGCAGCUCCACCGGUGGCUCUGCAGCUCUGGGGCAAAUACCAGUUUGUCUUGUCCAGACCGCAGGACCUUCGGGUUGGCGUUUACUCCAACAUGGCCAACUAUGAGGUCAAGAUUAAUGAGCAGGCCAGAGUGGUGCGGGGCUUCCAGGUUAAACUCGGCAAAGUCAGCAGGCUCGUCUACGUCAUCUCCUCACGCAACUCGGAAGACAUUUCAGAUUUCACCUUAAGGAUCCAGGUCAAAGACGACCAGGACUGCAUCCUGGCUCAGUUUUGUGUCCAGACGCCAACACCGCCGCCCAAAUCCGGUCCAAAGACAUCGGUGCAGCGGCGCUUCCUGAAGAAGAAGGAAGUUGGUAAGAUAGUCCUCUCUCCUCUCGCUGUCGCCACUAAGUACCCUGUUUUCCAGGACAGGAGGAUUAACAACCUGAAGUUUGGAAAACUGAUAAAAACUGUGAUCCGGCAAACAAAAAACCAGUACCUGCUCGAGUACAGAAAAGGAGACUUUGUAGCUCUGCUGAGCGAAGAGAAGAUCAAGCUGAAGGGACAGCUGUGGACAAAGGAAUGGUACAUUGGAUGUUACCAGGGCCGAAUGGGACUCGUCCACGCUAAGAACGUGCUAGUGGUCGGUAAGGUCAAACCCAUUUACUUCAGUGGGCCGGAACUCACCACUUCAGUGUUGCUGGAGCAAAUACUGAAGCCCUGUAAGUUCCUGACGUACAUCUACGCCUCCGUGAGAACGAUACUGAUGGAGAACAUCGGUGACUGGCGAGCGUUCGCAGACGCCCUCGGAUACGUCAACCUGCCGCUGACGCACUUCUGUCGCGCGGAGCUGGACAGUGAACCGGAGAGGGUGGCGUCGGUGCUGGAGAAGCUCAAAGAGGACUGCAACAACGCCGAGAGCAAGGAGCGCAAAUCCUUCCAGAAGGAACUCCUGACGGUGAGUUACAGUCUCCAUCUUGUCCUCUCCCUUGUGUCCUCUUCUGUCCUCUGAUAUGAGGACAUCUCAGGACUGAGGCUGACUUUUGGUGUCCAGUCAGUGACUCAUCGGGACCUUUUGUGUUCAGAUGAUAAGAAUUUAAAUUGUUAUUAAAUGACUGUGAUUAGCAGAAUCACAAAGGCUUCAAUCUGCAAGUAUUUUUCCCUGGUUCUGGUUUCAAUUUGUUGCCAAUUAAAACAAUAGAGAGAGCUGACAUCAUGUAACCAUGGUAACAGCAUUUUUGGUAGCCCAUGCCCGAAUUACAGAGAUCUGGGCUUGUAACGGGUGGGUUGCCAGUUUGGAAUCCCCAGGUAAGGGGCUGGAGAACCCUCUCAGCAAGAUCCCCAAUCCACAUUGCUCACUGUUAAUUGGACUCUAAAUUGACCACAGCCACUGGAGGGCGCACAUCCAGUCCUGGCCCUAGUCCUGUUUCCAAGCCUGGAUGAAUGGGAGUGAGGGGUGUGUCAGGAAGUAAAAUCUCUGCCAAUCAAAUCAGGGCAGUUUAUCGCCCCCUACAGAGCGAGAAACA
Molecule: messenger RNA, 3582 nt
Organism: Solea senegalensis (Senegalese sole)
Lineage: Eukaryota; Metazoa; Chordata; Actinopteri; Pleuronectiformes; Soleidae
Product: SH3 domain-binding protein 4-like
Exons: 4
Coding region: 519-3068 (849 amino acids)
Cellular component (GO): cytoplasm
Molecular function (GO): protein binding
Source: RefSeq, a predicted model, not a curated record